Molecule: messenger RNA, 1175 nt
Organism: Corvus hawaiiensis (hawaiian crow)
Lineage: Eukaryota; Metazoa; Chordata; Aves; Passeriformes; Corvidae
Gene: LGALS3
Product: galectin 3
Exons: 7
Coding region: 140-1075 (311 amino acids)
Biological process (GO): positive chemotaxis; macrophage chemotaxis; monocyte chemotaxis
Cellular component (GO): immunological synapse; nucleus
Molecular function (GO): carbohydrate binding; laminin binding; IgE binding
Source: RefSeq, a predicted model, not a curated record
CGCCCCGUCCCCGCCCCCGGGCGGGUCCCGCCGAGUCCCGGUGCGGGAGCCCAGAGCCGCCGCGGAGCCGCCGCACGCAGGUGUUGGACCAGGAUUUGUUCUGUGGCACCGGAGCUGUCGGCUCUGCUGGGCAGGAAAAAUGUCAGACGGUUUCUCCUUAUCCGAUGCCUUGGCCAACAGCAACAACCCAGCCCCCUGUGCCCCCCCUGCCCAGGGCUGGCCCUCCUGGGGGAACCAACCAGCAGCUCCUGGGACAUUCCCAGGGUAUCCUGGAGCACCAGGGGCCUAUCCUGGAGCACCAGGGGCCUGUCCUGGAGCACCAGGAGCGUACCCAGGAGCACCUGGAGCUUAUCCUGGAGGACCAACAGGACCAGGAGCAUACCCGGGAGCACCUGGAGCUUAUCCUGGAGGACCAACAGGACCGGGAGCAUAUCCAGGAGCACCUGGAGCUUAUCCUGGAGGACCAACAGGACCAGGAGCAUAUCCAGGAGCACCUGGAGCUUAUCCUGGAGGACCAACAGGACCAGGAGCAUAUCCAGGAGCACCUGGAGCAUUCCCUGGAGCGCCAGCAGCAACGGGGCCGUUUCCCACCCCAGGACAACCAUCCAGUGGCUCUGGAUUGGGGCCUUCUGCUCCUCAGGGAGGACCAACUCCUCCAAUGAAAGUCCCCUUUGAGCUGCCCCUGCAGGCAGGACUCGUCCCUCGGCUGCUCAUCACCAUCACUGGGACCGUGAACCCCAACCCAAACAGGUUUUCACUGGAUUUCAAGAGAGGGGAUGACGUUGCCUUCCACUUCAACCCCCGCUUCAACGAAGACCACAAGAAAGUCAUUGUCUGCAAUUCCAAGUUCCAGAAUAACUGGGGGAAGGAGGAAAGGACAGCUCCCAGGUUUCCAUUUGAAGCUGGAAAACCCUUCAAGCUCCAGAUCCUUUGUGAGACGGAUCACUUCAAGGUGGCCGUGAACGAUGCUCACUUGCUGCAGUACAACUUCCGCGAGAAGAGGCUGAACGAGGUCACCAAGCUCUGCAUCGGGGGGGACAUCGCCCUCACCAGCGUCGUGCCCACCAUGAUAUAACUGGGGGGGAACUCUGGGCAAACUGUGCUCCUUCUACGGUCUAACAAAAGUGCCUUCUCACAGGACCAUUGUGGGGUAAUAAAACAUUUUACCUGAAAAA